UCUCGAUACCAUUCAGAUCGUAGUCCCACAAAAAAAAGUACCAAAUUCAAAACACAAUUUUUUUUACAAAAAGAAAAAAAAAACAGUUCGCAAAUAUUUCCAAUUCCGUACAAAUUUGAGCAACAUGGUGUGGAAUACGCUUUCAUUCUGGGACGGUCAACCAGUCACUUCCCCGGUGUAUCCCCAGAUGGGGGAUGCGUGGAAUCCCAAUACCUCCGGCUACCAGAAUUACCAGCACCCUCAGACCCAUUCGCAUAACAAUUACUAUCAGCGGAUGGGCAUGGGUGACAUUCGCCAGAUGAGCUGUCCCAUGCCGAACUACUGUCCUCAUUUCCGGGAGCCCGGAUUGGACGAUGUGGAUGCCUUCUACGCCUACAACGGCAUGGAUGUGAGUCAGGCCUACGGCGUUGGAUCUCAAGCUGGUCAGGGAGAAGGAUCUGGAGCGCGGGGCGAUUUCUGGUAGUAACCCAACAACCACUAUUUGGCGUAUGCUCUUUCAUUUUCUGUGCGUUUGAUCUAUG
Molecule: messenger RNA, 521 nt
Organism: Drosophila mauritiana
Lineage: Eukaryota; Metazoa; Arthropoda; Insecta; Diptera; Drosophilidae
Exons: 1
Coding region: 125-463 (112 amino acids)
Source: RefSeq, a predicted model, not a curated record